Molecule: messenger RNA, 4638 nt
Organism: Trematomus bernacchii (emerald rockcod)
Lineage: Eukaryota; Metazoa; Chordata; Actinopteri; Perciformes; Nototheniidae
Gene: tecpr2
Product: tectonin beta-propeller repeat containing 2
Molecular function (GO): protein binding
Source: RefSeq, a predicted model, not a curated record
AGACAGACAGAAAAUCAGUCAGUCUGAUAGUCAGAUAGACAGACAGACAGACAGUCAGUCAGUCAGUCAGACAGACAGGAUGAUGUAAACACCAGCUCUUCAUCACGGACCAGUUGAGUCCAACAGAAACAUGGCCGCCCCCCCGCCGUCUGUCCUGAGGGAGUUCUGCCCGCUGUACUAUCUGCUGAACGCCAUCCCAGCCAAGGUGCAGAGGGGCUUCCGCUCAGUACUCGUCUACCUGACGGCCGUGGACAGCAGUAAAGACUUCGUGGCGGUCGGCAGCAGCAUCGGGAUGAUCUACCUGUUCUGCAGACAACACAACAACAUGCACAGAUACAGCCUGGAGGGGAAGAGUGAUGCGAUCACUGCGGUGAAGCUGCUCAGCUGUUUUGAUGAUCUGGUUGCCGUAGGAACAGCAUCCGGCCGAGUCGCUGUCUUCCAGCUGGUGUCUCCACUUCCUGGUCGCAACAAACAGCUGAGGCGGUUCGAUGUGGUCGGGCUGCACAAAGGCUCCGUGACGGCGCUGGCCUGGAGCACCAAUGGGAUGAAGCUGUUCUCCGGAGACGAUAAAGGACGGGUGGUGUUCUCGUCUCUGGACCUGGACCAGGGUGUGUGUACGCCUAUGUUGCUGCUGGAGGAGUCUUCAGGUGUGGUUCAGGUGGAGUACAGUCACCAGGUGCUGUUGAUCUCCACUCAGCACAGAUCUCUGCUCUACUGCACGCAGAAACAGGAAGUGAUGCAGCUGGGCAGCAAGCCCCGCAAGAGCAGCGGCAGGUAUGGCGCCUGCUUCCUGCCGGCUCUCUGUAAACAGAGUGACCUUCAGGUGUUCGCUGCUCGGCCUGGACUCAGGCUGUGGAGGUCAGAUGUGAGAGGACAGGUGGAGGACACCCGGCUGCUCAGAGCCCUCUUCAGCACACAGAUUCCCCAGUUCGAGCUGUUUCCUCGUCCAGGUCCAAUCGGAGCUUACCGUCCAGCAGAGAGACAGCUCGGCCUGCUCAGCUGUUUCCUGAGAGAGGGCUGGAUCCUCAGCUGGAACGAGUACAGCGUCUACGUCCUGGACUGUCUUAACGAGGUGAUCGUCGGAGCGUUGGAGAGCAGCGGAGACAUCGUGUCGGUGUCGUGUUGUGACAACGAGAUCUUCAUCCUGAAAGGAGACAGAGACAUCAUCCGUCUGUCCAGCAGCCCUGAGGGACAGGCCUCCAGCUUGGUGGACGUCCAUCUGUCCUCCCCUCUGGCCACGCCCACCACCCUCCCACCAAUCGGCUCAGUGGAAACAGCCGAGCCAAUCAGAACCAUGGCUAUCAUAAUUGAGGGAGGGGGGAGGGAGGAGGGGGGAGGAUGGGAGAGGCCGAGCAAGGAGGGAGAGGAGGAAGUGGAGGAGGCCAUGGAGCAGCUGGAGGAGCAGGUGUCCGCCUCUCGCAGCAGCUCGGUCUCGUCAUGGGACGGUCUCCAUGGAAACCAUGUGAUGACAGCUGAUGUGAGACGUUUCAGCGCCUCGUUGGGACAGGAAGACCUGAAGCUGGUGGUGAAGGCUGUCAGAGUGAAGAAGAAGAGGAGGAGGCACACAGACAGCAGCAGCGGGAGCCGGCUCUCGGAGAGCAGCUGCUCAGACUCCAUGUUUGUAGUCCAGGACGGCAGCUGCAGUGAGGGAGGAAGUGGAACCCCUCUGAGUGACAGAACCUCCCUCAUCGGUCUGGACCUGCAGAACCAGGACUCUCCUGAACAGGACCAGAACCUACCGGAUGCAGGAGUACAGGGUGCAGUGGAGUCUGGCUCCACCCCUCCCCCGGACUCCCUGAUCCUCCAGGGUCUGCAGAACCAGCAGAACCCAGCAGAGACCGUCCCCCCCACCCCGGACGUGGACCUGCUGCUGGAGUGCACCUUCUCUUACAUGCACAACACUGACGGGGGGGGGCAGGAGCAGCAGCCAAUGGAGGACCAGGACCAGUUUCUGAGUCCUCUGAUUGGACGAGAGGACGAGGAGGCGAAGGAUGAGGACCUGGCUGCCCCCUCUGGUCUGGCUGAGCAGAUGUUUUACUCCACGGUGUCCAGUCUGGACUGGAAACCCAGUCUGUCCAGUGAUGAGGACGGAGACAUCUAUUGUCCAACUACUGGCAGACGGGGGGACAACCUCAACGAUCCGUCCAGUGAGACCACAGACAGACAGGUGGAACAGGACCCUCAGGACAGAGACACUCACAGACCUGACCAGUUGGCAGAGAGCUGGAUGGGGUACUCGGGUCCAGGAUGUGGAAUACUGAGCCUGCAGGUGACUGACAGGUAUGUUUGGUGUCUGGAUUUCAAAGGAGGUCUGUUCUGCAGCAGUCUGCCUGAAACUGGGCUGAACUGGCAGCGCUUUGAAGACAACGUCCACCAGGUGGCGGUGUCCCCCUCAGGUAACCUGCUGUGGAAGGUGGAGCAAAAGACCCUGACAGCGUUCGCCUGCGCUAAAGUGUCCGCUAAAGGGAAGCGGCACUGGUACAAAGCCACGGAGCAGACGGCCUUCGUGGCUCUGAGCGACGACUCUGCCUGGAUCAUCAGGACCAACGGAGACCUCUACCUGCAGACAGGUCUCAGUGUGGAGCGUCCAUGUGCUCGCUCUGUCCAGGUGGACGUCCCCUGUGUGUUCAGCCAGGUGUGUGUGAGCGGGGGGGCAGUGUGGGCUCUCAGCGAACACAAGGCUCUGUUCUACAGGGAGGGGGUCACCAGCUACUGCAGCGAGGGGGGGGGCUGGAAGUACGACACCGUCAGUGAGGCUCAGGGACUGGACCUGAUGUGUGUGUCUCUGGCUGAGGGGGGGACAGCCUGGGCUCUGGACGCCAGCGGCAGCCUCUGGUUCAGAACUGGGAUCUGUCCAUCCAGACCUCAGGGGGAGGACGACCACUGGUGGCAGAUCAGUAUCUCGGACUACGUGGUCUUCGAUCAGGGAAGCCUGAUCCAGACUCUGCUGGCAGCGACCCAGAGUGUUGCCACGGUAACGCGGGCCCCCGUGGAGCGCGUGGUGGCCUUCCUGUCGCAGCACUCCCAGUGCCAGCCCAGUCUGGUGAGCGCCAACCAGAGGGGGGUCUGGGUCGCCUCGGGGAGGAACCAGCUGCACCUGGCCCGCGGCAGCUUGGUGGGAACCUUCUGGCAGAACGUGGUUCCAAGAGGAACCGUGUCCAGCACCAGGUGGACCUUCAUCACGUCUUCAGCUGUGCCUCACAGAGAAGGUUCCCUCCUGUGGUUGGCUCAGAGCAGGAAGGACCUGUUCUGUGUUUGGGAUCAGGACGGAGAACUUCGCCCCUCCUCGGUCCCUCUUCCACCUGAAAUGGAGGUGUUCCACCUGUCUGCCUGUCCUGAUGCUCUGUGGGUUCUGGACUCUCAGGGCCGGGUCAGUAUCAGGACUCUGUCUCCGUCCUGUCCCUCUGGACUCAGCUGGACCCUGCUGGACCUCAGCCAGCUCGGAAGUGUCCGUCUGGUCAGUGUGAGCUGCGGCCGCCAGAACAUCUGGGCCGUGGACGGAAGAGGAAACGUUUACUUCAGGGUGGGAACCCAGCCUAUGAACCCCAGCAUGAUGCUGCCAGCCUGGAUACAGAUAGAACCACCUGUACAGCCAAUAGGAGUGCAGCUGGUGAGCGUGCAGACCUCCCCUAACGACCGGUUGCUAUGGGCUCUGGACAACAGAGGCAGUGUUCUGGUGAGAACCGGCCUCAGUGACGAGAUGCCAGUGGGGACGGACUGGGAGGCGGUGCCAGGGCUGCUCGUCAGUCAGCUGGUUCUGAGCUGCAGGACAGUUCUGGUUCGAUGCCCUAACGGAGACGUGGCCAGGCGGUACGGCGUCUCGGACCGGAACCCCGCCGGAGAUUACUGGAAGAAAAUACCUGGAAACACCAACUGGUUAACAGUAACUCCGGAUGACGAGCUGUGGGCGGUCACUCUGAGUGGUGGGUUGUCCCGCCGCCUGACGAAGCUCCUCCCACAGACCAUCGGUAGACCCUCCCCCUCAGGCCCCUCCCUCAGCGGGGACGAUGACGAAUGGGAGCUCAUCUGAGGAGUGACAUCACUGAACAUGGUGGCUGCUGGGAGAUGGGACUUUAUUUUGGUUUUACCAAGAAAGCACUUUAUUCUGAAAGGACACAGGAACUCGCUCUGAAGGACAUUAAAGGGACCGUCUUUAUUCCACUGGGAACCAGUUUAAAGACUCAAACUGGUUCCACUGGUUACUUUAGGUACGUUCCUCAUGCUAACUAUAACUCAUAUGGUUCAGAUUAGUUUGACAUGUUAUCUUCAGGCUAACCAUCAAAGGUGAAAUAACUAGAGAUUAAAACAGAUUUUAAAUCUACAAACAUUUAGAUAUUUAAUCUCUGAUACUGUCUUCUGUCUUGUCUGGUUCCACUGGUUCCACUGGUUCCACUGGUUACAGUGAUUAAACUAACCGGUGAAACUAACCGGUGAAACUGAUUGUUUGUGGUUCUCCUCCCGGGGGACAGAUGUAAAAAUGUAAUUAAUGUUCUGUUGAAGUCGUUAAACUGAGAUUAACCCUGGAUUUAUAUCAAACACUUCCCACCUGUGCAGCUGUGGUGUAAACUGAUUGGCUGCUGCAGACCAAUCAGAUUUCAGUGUAAACUCACCCGUAAAUCAAUAAACACGUAGAAACAG